Onthophagus taurus is the source of this 1424-nucleotide messenger RNA. RefSeq lists its product as uncharacterized. The record is from RefSeq and is a predicted model, not a curated record. Lineage: Eukaryota; Metazoa; Arthropoda; Insecta; Coleoptera; Scarabaeidae.
GGAACCGUGUGUAAAUAAAAUCAGUAUUUAACGUAUCGGAAUCGUUGUCGUGCACUUUUUUAUUCGAUCCUUUCUAUUCGUAUCACAGCCUAAAAAAAUUACAGAAAUUUUUUUUGUAUUCUUUAAUAAACAUUCGCCAUGCGUUAAGUGACGAAAACCGUUUUUAAAAUAUGCACUGUAUCUCGGACAACAACCGGCAGUGUUUGUUGUGACGUGAGCCGUAAAUGUUUGGAUAUCCUGAUUGAAUACAGGCCUAGAACAUUUCGAAUUUGAUUAUUUCCAAACGUUAAGUGAACCUGAGAGCGUCGAUUAUGGUUUGAAAGUUUUCUGAAAAUUCGCACCGAGUUAAGUAAUGAUUCAAAAAAAUUCCACCUUAUUUUGAAGAAAUGUAAACAAGAAAGUAUAUGAAGAAAAACUAUGAAAAACGAAUGGUUUUUUAUCUCGUACUUAUUUUUGAGUUUAUUUGGGUUGAUAUUAUCUCAAAAUCAUAAUUUUAAUAACGCAGAAUUAAAUGGAUACGAGAAUGUCCUUCCCAAGAAAAGUAUGCCACAAUUCGUAUUAAUUAAACAAUUCAACGGAACGACUGUCACAUUAAAUUGUUCGAUAUCCCAUUGUAACCAUAAUCGGAAAUAUAUUAAAUGGGAAAUUAACAGAUUGGGGAAUUUUAAAGGAGAAUGGAAACGAGUUCCUAAUAAUCAAAGCCAUAUAAUUCCCUGCCUGGGUAAUAAAAAAAUUUCAAAUUUAGAAGUUAAAAUAGAAAACAACACUCAAUAUAGAUGUGUUAAUAAGAAUUUAGUAGUAAAAGUAUUCCAACUAGAGGUUAAAGAACCAAAAAAACCGUCCGUUUUGGAAAUUACCCCAAAUGUAAUCACCCCAAAAAUCAACUCUCAAUUAAUUCUUCAAUGCAAAGUGUACAGUUCAGUACAGCCUUUAGAAAUAUAUUGGUUUAAACAAUGCGAUAAUUGUAAGAAAAAACUCAUGUUCAACAGUACUGGAUAUAUAAGAAUAAAUACCAGCGAUAAUGAUAAUGUGAUACAAAGAGAACUCAACAUCUACAUUAGCAAGCUGCAAAUUUAUAAAGUUGGCCCUUUGGAUGAUGGAGUUUACGCGUGUGUUGGAGUAAAUGCGAAUUAUUACGACGUUAAAACUUUGUCUGUUAGUAUUCAACAUCAAUACAAUUGGGAACCUCACAUUUCAUUUUCAUUGUUAUUCCUAAUUCCUUUGGCUUUCGCUUUGGUUCCUAUUACCGUUUGGCUGUGUUAUUAUAGAAAUAGACAAAAACAACAUCACAGAGUUGUUUUCCAAGAAAGGAAGAUGUAUCUUAAAAGAAACAAUCCUCAAGUACCUAUUCUGUAAAAAUAUUAUGUAUUUUUUAAGAUGUUAACUUAUAAAUUGAUUUUAUUUUUAAUAAAAUGUUAAUUGUU